AUGGCACUUCAGAGCAUCAGAGCAUGGUUGACAGUCAUGUUAUGCUUUGUGCAUAUCAAUGCCGUACCCAUUACGCCUACAUGCGGACUUCAGAGAAGAUUGAUGGACCAAUCUCACAGCCUUCUGGAAAGCAUGGGUGGUCGGUUUCCUGUGGAGUGUCUUGAUCACUAUGUUAAGAUUACGCUCCCAUCAUCUGCAUUUAACACCUCUGAGGCUACAGACAAUGCUGGUGCAGAGAAGAUGGCUUAUGAAACUCUCAAAUUAAUCGACACUUUGUUUGCGAAUGACUCUAUGCCGACCAGCUGGAACAACCUGGAGGAUUUUCAGAGUUUAAUUUAUCGUCAGAUUGAGGAAAGCAGAUGUAUUAUGAGCAAAACGCAAUCGUCCCUGAAUGAUUUCCAGGAUAGAAAUACUGCACUGAAAACGUUCUUUGACAAAAUAGCAAACAUUUUGAAAGAGAAGGAAUCCAGUAUUUGUGCGUGGGAGGUGGUUCGACAACAGAUAUUAUCCACACUCAGAUUUAUUCUCCAGAGCUCCGACUACCUUUUAUAG
Sardina pilchardus (European sardine) is the source of this 552-nucleotide messenger RNA. RefSeq names its product interferon alpha-1-like. Gene Ontology annotation, cellular component: extracellular region. The coding region runs from base 1 to 552 and encodes 183 amino acids. Gene Ontology annotation, biological process: defense response. The transcript has 5 exons. NCBI's taxonomy places the organism in Eukaryota, Metazoa, Chordata, Actinopteri, Clupeiformes, Clupeidae. The record is from RefSeq and is a predicted model, not a curated record. Gene Ontology annotation, molecular function: cytokine receptor binding.